CGGGAGUCGGAGUCGACAGUGCAGCGUAGUGUACCGGGAAGGCGGAAGGAAGAUGGCGGCGCUGGCUUCGGAGUUGCUCCUGUUGAGCGACUCGACCCGUUUCCGCGCGGAUAACCUGCUGAGCAGCGAGGACUGGGAUGCAGGUCUGUACAGCUGCCUGGAAGACGAUGGGGAUGUGGCAGCUGAGCUCUUCCCCUGCCUCGAACGCAGCAUUGUGGAUGGUGGCUGUGCCCAUUCCCUGCAGUUUAGUGAUGGGUUCGACCUGGACAUGGAAACGGUGCCCCCGGACCCACCUUGGGACCCACUGCACGAUUCUCUCUUCCCAGAGCUGCAGGUGAAGUCGGAGCCCGUCUCCCCCGCCUCGUCGCAUUGCUCUGAUUCCUCUACGCUGUCCUCUUCUUCCUCCUCCUCCUCCGCUGAUCUCUCAGGGCAGGCCCCUGGCCAGGCCGACGUGAUGGGAGUGAAGACAGAGCAACCCCCCACCCCUCCGUGCAUGUUUGGAGAUGUACUACCGCCCCACUUUGGCACUGUGCACAUCAGUGUAGUCCCGGCUGCUGAGACAGGGAAACCAGCAGCUCCCAAUAAAGCCGAGAGCAUUCUCAGCCGGAAGCCCCCCAUUCAGCCAAAGCCAGUUGUGGUCACCACUGUCCCAGUGCAGCCUGCAGCCACGUCCAGUAAGACCAUCUUAUUGCAGCCUGUACCUGUAUCCCAGCCGCAGGCUAUCAACCCAGCGAUUUCAGUUCCAGCACAGAGUGUUGUGAUUUCCCAGUCUGAGCUGCUGCAUCUCCCCGUUUCUGGGCUGAUCAAGGUUCAGUCCCCUUUAAAGGAAAGUCUCCCAGCAAAGCCAGCUCCCUCUGCCCCCAAACCAGAAACCAAAACCAUUGUCCCGGCGCCAACGCAAAUAGGACCCUGCAACCAAGAGGUCGAUAUCAAGGUACUUAAAAGGCAGCAGCGAAUGAUCAAGAACCGUGAAUCGGCGUGCCAGUCACGGCGGAAAAAGAAGGAAUAUCUGCAAGGGUUGGAGUCUCGACUGCGGGAGGCCCUGACAGAUAAUGAGCGGCUGCGGCGGGAGAACACUCUCCUUCGCCGCCGACUGGACUGUGUCCUGAACGAGAACAACGAGCUGAAAUUUGGCUCUGGCAACCGGAAAGUCAUCUGCGUCAUGGUGCUGCUGCUCUUCAUAGCUUUCAACUUUGGGCCUGUCAGCAUCAGUGAGCGCAAGGCGGCAGAUGUGGAGCUGCCAAAGCAGGAGGUGGAGGCUGGCCCUGGCCGGAGGCACCUUUUAGGCAUCGCAGAGGAGACCCAUGACACUCCAGAGGAGGAGCAGGAAGAGCGGAAAGAGGAGGCCCCAGCCAGGCUGAGAAAGGCACAAUUCCGAAACCUGUCGGCUCCCUUCUCUGACAUGAAGGACCUGAUGCUGAGGGACUUGGACAAGUUGUUCCUCGCUUCCGAUUGCCGCCAGUUCAAUCGCACUGAAUCCCUCAGACUGGCAGACGAGCUCAGCGGCUGGGUCCGCCGGCACCAGAUCAACCGCAGGAAACCCUCGCAGUCUCGCAAAGCAGCUCAAGCCAGCCAGGAAAAGCCACAAAAGAAGCCCCCUAGCCCCUCCCGCUACGUGCCUGCCAGCCCCCCCAGGCACCCUGAGAGGAAUUCCCUCAGUCAGCUGCAGGUAUAUCAGCACCCCGACCACACAGAACACGACUUCAUGGACGCGAUUGACCGCCGCGAGGAUACUUUCUACGUGGUGUCCUUCCGCAGGGAUCACUUGCUGCUGCCUGCCAUCAGCCACAACAAAACCUCCCGCCCAAAAAUGUCACUCGUGAUGCCAGCCAUGGCUCUCAACGAGAGCCUGUACAAUUCGUCCCUGGGCUACGAAGUGAUGAUGCAGAUAGACUGUGAGGUCAUGAACACUCGCGUCAUCCACAUCAAGAGCUCCACGGUGCCUCCCUUCCUGAGGCGGCACGACGCUGCCACCCGCGACAACCGCACCCACCCUUCUUCCCCGCCGGCCUUUUCCGGGAGAGCGGCGGCCCGCACAGCCUUGCGGGCCCCAAGGCCCAUCUUGCCCCCAGGCAGGCGGCCCCCGCAGCGCACCCUGUACCUCGGGGAGCACGGGGGAGGGGACUAGCCCAGCCCGGCCCCUGCUGGAAAGGGUAGAAAAGGGAGCCCCCGCCCCCCCGACGACACCGGGGAGAAGAGCACCCUUAACGGAAAGUGGGGGCCCUCCUGCCAGGGGAACGGACCUGCCCCCUCAGUGGAACUCCUGGCUCGUGUCAAGGAACGGGCUAUACCACUUCUGUCAGCUGGUCUCGCGGCUGCCUCCAGGAGGGGUCAGUGGGGAUUGGCUCCUGCGGUUCGGGGUGCUGGGGGUUGGCACCGCGGCCACUACCUCCCCCCAACACCCCCCCCCACCGUGUGGCCCAGUUGAGACAUUCUGUGCGCCUCUGCUGCCCCCUGGUGGCUGAGGCUAAGGAACCUGUGCAUUCGGGGAAAUGUGGGAGAGUGAGGAAGGGUGUCUAUUUUAAACUACUGUCUCCAAUCGUGUGUGUGUGUGGCUGUCUCUCUGUCUGUCUGUCUGUCUAGGAGAGGGGCAAAGGGAAGUUUGCAAAAUGCAGAGAGAGAGUGAGUGUGUGAGUGUGUGUACUCCCCUCCCAGUUACUCUGAUGGCACUUAGACCUGCCCCCUUUGGAUCCUUGUGUGUUUUUUAUUUUAAAAGAAGAUAAAUAAUAGCUGCAAAAUAAACUUAAUAUGUGACCAGAA
Molecule: messenger RNA, 2760 nt
Organism: Zootoca vivipara (common lizard)
Lineage: Eukaryota; Metazoa; Chordata; Lepidosauria; Squamata; Lacertidae
Gene: ATF6B
Product: activating transcription factor 6 beta
Biological process (GO): endoplasmic reticulum unfolded protein response; regulation of transcription by RNA polymerase II
Cellular component (GO): nucleus
Molecular function (GO): RNA polymerase II cis-regulatory region sequence-specific DNA binding; DNA-binding transcription factor activity, RNA polymerase II-specific
Source: RefSeq, a predicted model, not a curated record